AAAUAUAUUAAAUACCAACCUAGAAGUCCACAUAAAGCCAUUUUGAGACUUUUGAGAAGGUAUUUCUGUUUCCUGACCGGCUGUGCCUUGGUGAUGUUGUGAACAUAACUGAACGGGACUUGGCCAUUAAGGUUUGGACCGGGAAAUGCUGAGCUAGAACCGGAGUUGGAUUUCCUAAGCGUGAAACAAGAUGGCGAGCCGCCCUCGGACCCCUUGAACUGUGCGUGUCAGAAGGAGAAAAACUCCCCCUGCUGGACGUUGCGUUCUUUCACUGGAAUCUGGUAGGAUUUAUCCAUACACCUCUGCAGAAGAACGCUGGACUCACAAAGCACGGGAUAACCAUUCAGAAUAAUUCUGGGAUUUAUGGUUAAAGGAGAAAUACAUUUUUCCUUUUGUUUUUUUUUUUGUUUAAAGAGUUUGUUCAGCCUUUUGCUGAAUUGUUUUAAGUUUUUACAUUUAUGCUGUUUAUUUUUUUAUUUUGGUCAACCACACAUUUUAAUGCUGUCAUGGUAUUAAUGAAAAUGUAAAUUUUGUGGGUGAAACCAAAUAGGAAAUAAUUGAAAUUUAAAGGUGAACUAAACCAAAAUUAAAUUAAAUUUUGGAAUUAAAGGACUAAACUAGAUUUAAAAUAACACAGUGUUAACUUAAAUAGAUUAAAGAACAAACUUGAACUUAGAACUUAAAAUUAAUAAAACAACAACCUAGGUUAAAUAGCAUCCUUUUAAAGCCAAAUUAAAGGUUUUGAGACAAAUAGGAUAAACGGGAACUACUGGACAAAAAGGGGAAAAUUAAAAUAUCUUAUUUCCCUGGUGUUAAUUGUUUUAUGUGUAUUGUGAAUUGUAUGUCAACUGUCUAUUUUCUGUUUUUUUUUUCUAAAAAUAAUAAGCCGGUGAUUUAAACUUAUUUUCUGGUCUGUGGGUUUUUUAUGACAAGUCACCUUCAUACUGCUCUAGUAGUCGAACCUAACUGGUCCUAGUAUACUGUAACGACUCCAGAAGUGUUACAAAGGUGGCGAGCCAGCCAGGAGCAGUAAUUAAACCCUUAAAUCUUGUUUUUCUGACCCAGACCUCAUAAUUAGGCCAAGUCCGGCAAAAUGGAAAUAGUCAACAGAGAGAGUGUUAAAAUUCCUAACUCAGUCAUUGUUAGUGGGAUUACAGACACAGACGCUGAUGAAGCUUUAAAAGACUUUUUGAACAGAUAUGGUCGAAUCGCAAGAAUCCUUAAAAUAGACGAUCCCAAAUCUCCUUACCACAAAAAUGUUAUUGUGGAGUAUGAGAGUGGAGCUGCUCUUUCAGCCCUUGAACCCUUACUACCAUACACAUUUGAAUGUCCAAGUGAGGUUUCUUACCAGAUCAGAGCCUUGUCACCUGAGUACAUAGCAGCUGUUACCAACAGCAUCACCAGCAGUUUUUUCUGUGAACUGCAAAACAUUGCUAGACUUAGUGGCAACUCUUUCGAAACUGUUUUGCAUGAACACCUUUCCAAAUGUGCUCAGUCAGUCACAGACAUGCUACCACCUCUUAGCCCAGACACCCAAAGUGAACCAGCAACCCAAGUACAAGCUAAUGAUCAACCUAUCCAAAGUGAACCUGCAGAACCAUUCAAAGCCAACGUACGGAUCAGUGAUUCUGAGUCAUUCAACCAGACACAACCAGAUGUACAGACUACCAUUCCACAGAGCUUUAUAACACACCCAGAGGUACAUAAAGUUGUAGUAGAGCACAUAGUGCGAAAUGAAGCUCUUGUCUCACCAGUGAGCGCCUCCUUCCGCCUCAGACAAUUUUCUGGCAAAUCACCUUGUCCUACCCAUGAGGUAGACUUUGAUACAUGGCGCCACAGUGUAGAGCUCCUACUUCAAGAUUCCGAUCUGUCUGACUUGCAACGCUCACGGAAAAUCUUAGACAGUCUAGUAUCGCCUGCUGCUAACGUGGUGAAGCCUCUGGGCCCUGAAGCCUUGCCUUCAGCUUAUCUCGAACUACUACAUUCAGCUUUCGGCACAGUGGAAGAUGGCGAUGAGCUUUUUGCCAAAUUUCUCAACACCUUACAAGAUGCAGGUGAAAAGCCUUCACACUACCUCCAUCGUUUGCAAACAGCUCUCUCAAAAGCUCUGAAAAGAGGUGGUGUUGCAUCUGGUGAAGCAGACAGACACCUUCUGCGUCAAUUCUGUCGGGGGUGUUGGGAUAAUGCUUUGUUAGCAGACCUUCAGCUCGAAAGGAAAAAAGAUGAACCCCCCACGUUCACCGAGCUGCUGCUACAGUUGAGAGUAGAAGAGGACAAGCAUACUGCAAAAGAAAGCCGAAUGAAAAAACAUUUUGCUGCCACCAGACCAAAAGUAGCCUCUCACUCUAUUGUUGCAAAUGCUGACUUCCCUGCACUCACCAUGCAAAAUGACCUAACUGAAAUGCGAACACAAAUAACUGCGUUACAAAGCCAGCUGACAAGACUAAAACCCCAAAAAGUAGAACCGCCUGUAGAUCCACAGAAGAAUCUGGUAACAGAACUAAAAGCGCAAAUCACUCAGCUUCAAAGCCAUCUUGCAACAUUAACCUCGAACCCUCCUAAGAAAAAGUCUAACCCGCCAAAAGCUAAUGCUAAGACUCACUCCAAAGCACCUGAACGAACGUCUUUGACACCCCAAGCUGCGAAGGGUAGGCCAAAGCCUGGAUACUGUUUCCAGUGCGGCGAAGACGGCCAUAUUGCCUCUGCGUGCCCAAAUGAUCCAAAUCUGUCAUUGGUUGCUGACAAAAGGAAACAGUUGAAGGAAAAACAGUUAUUGUGGGAUAGACAAAACAAUCAAACUCAGCCUUUAAACUAA
Messenger RNA from Nothobranchius furzeri (turquoise killifish), 2815 nucleotides. NCBI's taxonomy places the organism in Eukaryota, Metazoa, Chordata, Actinopteri, Cyprinodontiformes, Nothobranchiidae. The record is from RefSeq and is a predicted model, not a curated record.